AUGCACACAAAUUCUCUUGUUAUGCUGAGCUUCGAUGGCCUUAAGCAGGCUGUUGUUGAGACCGUGGAAAGAUGUUUGUUUGAUCUUGCAAGAGCAUAUGCACCAAGUACAAUUUUCAUUGAUGAAAUUGAUUCUCUGUGCAAUGCUAGGGGGGCUUCUGGGGAACAUGAAUCAUCCAGAAGGGUGAAGUCUGAACUUCUAGUUCAGGUUGAUGGUGUAAACAAUAGUUCCACAAAUGAAGAUGGUACCCGUAAAAUAGUAAUGGUUUUGGCAGCCACAAACAUCCCUUGGGACAUAGAUGACGCACUGAGGUUUGUAUUUGCUUUUCUGCAUCCUUUUCUUAUACUUCUUAAUGUGCAUUGCAAGUGAUAGAAGUAUGCGAUG
Arachis ipaensis is the source of this 384-nucleotide messenger RNA. The record is from RefSeq and is a predicted model, not a curated record. NCBI's taxonomy places the organism in Eukaryota, Viridiplantae, Streptophyta, Magnoliopsida, Fabales, Fabaceae.